This is a messenger RNA of Alligator sinensis (Chinese alligator), 1642 nucleotides long. RefSeq names its product galactosidase beta 1 (gene GLB1). Gene Ontology annotation, molecular function: beta-galactosidase activity. Gene Ontology annotation, biological process: carbohydrate metabolic process. Gene Ontology annotation, cellular component: vacuole. NCBI's taxonomy places the organism in Eukaryota, Metazoa, Chordata, Crocodylia, Alligatoridae. Bases 9 to 1310 code for a protein of 433 amino acids. The record is from RefSeq and is a predicted model, not a curated record. The transcript has 12 exons.
CUCAGGACAUGGAGGUGGCUGCUCAGAGCGUACCUCAGAGAAGUUUCGGAAUUGACUACGACUGCAACUGCUUCGUCAAGGAUGGGAAGCCAUUCCGCUACAUCUCGGGUAGCAUUCACUAUGCCCGUGUGCCCCGGUACUAUUGGAAAGACCGUUUGUUGAAGAUGAAGAUGGCAGGCCUUGAUGCCAUUCAAACGUACGUGCCAUGGAACUAUCAUGAAUCUGAGCCAGGACUAUAUAACUUCUCUGGUGACAGAGAUGUAGAAUAUUUCCUGCAGCUAGCUAACGAGACUGGCUUGUUGGUAAUACUGAGAGCUGGACCUUAUAUCUGCGCAGAAUGGGACAUGGGGGGUCUGCCUGCAUGGUUAUUGGAAAAAGAAUCAAUUAUUCUCAGAUCUUCUGAUUUAGAUUACCUGGCAUCUGUGGACAAGUGGAUGGGUGUCUUUUUACCAAAGAUGAAGCCUCUUCUUUAUCAAAAUGGAGGGCCAAUUAUUAUGGUGCAGGUUGAAAAUGAGUAUGGAAGCUACUUUGCCUGCGAUUACAAUUACCUUCGCUAUCUCCAGAAGCUCUUCCGCCACCACCUUGGGGAGGAUGCGGUGUUGUUUACCACAGAUGGGGCAAGCAGAAGUUACUUGAGAUGUGGAGCCCUGCAAGGUCUUUAUGCAACAGUGGAUUUUGCCCCAGGUUGUAAUGUCACAGCAGCAUUUUUAUCUCAAAGAAGCAGUGAACCAACAGGCCCUUUGGUUAAUUCUGAGUUCUAUACUGGCUGGUUGGAUCACUGGGGUCAUCGUCAUUCUUUUGUGCCAGCCCAGCUGGUAGCUAAAUCUCUUAGUGAAAUCCUGGCACGUGGUGCUAAUGUUAACAUGUACAUGUUUAUAGGUGGGACCAAUUUUGCCUACUGGAAUGGAGCAAAUAUGCCAUACACACCACAGCCUACUAGUUAUGACUAUGAUGCUCCAUUAAGCGAAGCAGGAGACCUCACGGAGAAAUACUUUGCUCUGAGAGAAGUAAUUGGUAUGUAUAAAAGCUUACCUGAGGGUCCUAUCCCUCCAACAACACCAAAGUUUGCAUAUGGGCAGGUUCAAAUGGAGAAGAUAGGCACUCUGCUAGAAGUUCUUGAUGAUCUGUCACCAUCUGGACCAGUAAAAAGCAUUUAUCCAUUGACAUUUGUUCAGCUAAAACAAGUAAGACCUUUUCUUGUUACUGUUAAACAUUUUGGCAAAUAUGUCCUUGGUGUAACUCCAUCUAAAGUAAAGGCUUUACACCAAAGGUUGCCCUUGGUCCAUUAUAUCUUGCAGCAGCUGACAUGAGACAGUCAUUCAGGGACACGUUGGAGGAUCUUACGGGCAUUAUAUCUUACUGUAACGCCUGCUGCUGUGGUUCUUGGACUUUCUGGUGUGGAGUUUCCUCCUUGUUUGUCACAUCUGCUAUUUGGGUCACUGAAUUUUUGGUAUCUCCACUGCAUUUUAUCAGGGGUUCUCUUGUUCCCUCCCUUUCUCGCUUUGUGCUUGCUUGUCAUCUUUGCUUUCCAUUUUUUAUUCUUCCCUACUGCCUGCCUGCAUUUCUCAUAUUCUUUCUCCUUGAAGUUUUCAGUCUUUGUGUUGCAGGUACUUCUUAAAAUAUUGUGGCAGACUGGGGUUCC